Notolabrus celidotus (New Zealand spotty) is the source of this 2695-nucleotide messenger RNA. RefSeq names its product cytohesin-3. The record is from RefSeq and is a predicted model, not a curated record. Gene Ontology annotation, molecular function: guanyl-nucleotide exchange factor activity. The transcript is spliced from 13 exons. NCBI's taxonomy places the organism in Eukaryota, Metazoa, Chordata, Actinopteri, Labriformes, Labridae. Gene Ontology annotation, biological process: regulation of ARF protein signal transduction. Bases 333 to 1517 code for a protein of 394 amino acids.
UGACUGCAGACGGAGCAGCUGGAGGAUGGAGCACAGACUGGAGAGGAAUGUGUCACAUCGCAGGCAGACACAUCUGAAGUAUUACCGCCACAGUUAGGACCCUUUUCUUCAUUUAAACUCAGGCUUAUUUUUCUCCUUCUUUUCUCUAUUUUUACGAUCAUUUAACCGCUGACACAUGCGCAGGAGACCACUUCACAUCUGCCUGUCAACACACCGGCUCCGACUGUUUGUCAAAGAAAACCCGUUGAAAAUCAGUCUGUAAUAUUCAUCAUUCGCGAGGUUUGAGCCGGACACACCUUCUACUGGACUGUCCUGUCACUGCCUCCAUCAACAUGGAUGAAGACAAUCACAUUCCUGAGGAUCUGUCCCUGGAGGAGAGGGAUGAGCUCUCAAACAUCCGACGCAGGAAGAGAGAGCUGCUCGAUGAUAUUGAGAGGUUGAAGUUUGAGAUAGCCGAGGUCAUGACGGAGAUCGAGCAACUGACGUGUGUUGGAGAAAGUAAAACAUCUCAGAGAAACAAACAGAUUGCCAUGGGCAGGAAGAAAUUCAACAUGGAUCCAAAGAAGGGAAUCCAGUUCCUCUUGGAGAACGACCUCCUUCAGCACACUCCUGAAGACAUUGCACAGUUCCUCUAUAAAGGCGAGGGCCUCAACAAGACCGUCAUUGGAGACUACUUGGGCGAGCGGGAUGACUUCAACAUCAAGGUGCUGCAGGCUUUUGUGGAGCUGCACGAGUUUGCAGACCUCAACCUGGUCCAAGCACUACGGCAGUUUCUGUGGAGUUUCCGUUUACCAGGGGAAGCCCAGAAGAUCGACCGUAUGAUGGAGGCGUUUGCCUCUCGGUACUGCCAGUGCAACCCCGGAGUCUUCCAAUCCACAGAUACCUGCUAUGUGCUAUCAUUCGCCAUCAUCAUGCUGAACACCAGCCUACAUAACCCCAACGUCAGAGACAAGCCCCCUGUGGAGCGCUUCAUCUCCAUGAACAGAGGCAUCAAUGAAGGAGGAGAUCUACCAGAGGAGCUUCUCAGGAACCUUUACGACAGCAUCAAAAACGAGCCAUUCAAAAUCCCAGAGGAUGAUGGGAACGAUCUGACGCACACAUUCUUCAACCCCGAUAGAGAAGGCUGGCUCCUAAAGCUUGGAGGAAGGGUGAAGACAUGGAAAAGACGGUGGUUCAUUCUGACCGACAACUGCCUCUAUUACUUUGAAUACACAACAGAUAAAGAGCCUCGUGGGAUCAUUCCCCUGGAGAACCUCAGUAUCAGAGAGGUGGACGAGCCCAGGAAACCUAACUGCUUCGAACUCUACAACCCCAACCACAAAGGUCAGGUGAUCAAGGCCUGCAAGACAGAGGCAGACGGACGGGUCGUUGAGGGCAACCACGUUGUGUACAGGAUAUCAGCUCCAACACCGGAGGAGAAGGAGGAGUGGAUCAAAUCCAUCAAAGCGAGCAUCAGCAGGGAUCCUUUCUACGACAUGCUGGCCACCAGAAAAAGAAGAAUAGCCAAUAAGAAAUGAUGACAGUCCAUCUUCUAUGACACCUUCCUUCAUCUCUGCGACCUGUGUAUUAGUGUGUAUUUGUGUGCAGCAGGAGCAUUGAAGACCUCCUGUUGUUCUUUCAGGGCUGGAGGGCGAGGGACAGAGGUGGGAAUUUUUCUGACUGAAAUGGAUUUUCUGCACCUCAGUUCUUGACUGGUGUGGAUAUGGAGGGUUUAAUCAAAUGUGCAGAGACUUUUGGAAGGACUGUGACCAAAAAUAUUUUACAAAACUGGAUGAAAACAAAAGGAAAAAAUGACUUGAGUCAAUAGGAAGGUGUUGCAAAACAUAGCUGUGACGAGAUCACCCUCUGCUGGACACAUACGGAACUUUACCCUCAUCUCAUACAUCCUUUGGAAACUGCCAACACCAACAAUAUUUUUUUGGAGUAUCCUGUUACUACAAAAAGCCUCAAGCUUCUAAAUCAGCUGGUCUGAUUGUUAGCCAUCAAGUGACUGUAUCUGUAUAUGCAAACACUCUGGUUUACUCUGAAAAAAUGAAAUGUAAGCUCAUAUACUUUUUCAUUUAGAGUGUUUCCUUUUUACCUUCUUGAAGGCAAAAAAAGUGAAUGCAGGUGAUUAUAGAAAACAAUAUAAUUUUGUGUGUAAUGAUCCUUUAAGUGGCCACAGUUUCAGUCUGUCAUUUUAUGUAUUGAAGAUCCUCCUCUGUGAUAAUCUCUUCUGUAUUUAUUUUCUUAAUUUGUUUAACAAAAAGAAGCAGCCCCCCUUUUACAUAAUGCAUGUAUAGUAGUAUAUGAUGUACAUACUGUUUCUUUUCUUUGAUGUGUUCAUGUAGCAUGUAAAUCAUAACAGCUGUAGCCUUUACCCAUUCACCUGUUUAGUUCACGAUUACAGUUUACAAGAGGAGGAAGAGGAGGAGGGAGGUUGUGCAGUAGUGAAACCUCCUCACUCUGUGUUAGUACUGGAGAUCAGAUAAUACAUAAAAACAGGAAACAAGCGGGUUCAAAAAGCUUUUGAAUACUGUGCAAACGUGGACUGGAAUAUUAAGACUGUUUUCCUUAAACAGAUCAAACCAAACUGCAGCUGAAUCUUUUGCAAUGCUGAGGUUGAGAAAUAGUUUGAUCUUAAUUUGGGAAAUUAUCUACUGAAUACUUUGAUGAUGAAGACUUUGAAUAAAAAUACAUGCUGAUCAGAAAACAA